Zingiber officinale is the source of this 2536-nucleotide messenger RNA. RefSeq names its product BTB/POZ domain and ankyrin repeat-containing protein NPR2-like. Gene Ontology annotation, cellular component: nucleus. Bases 414 to 2192 code for a protein of 592 amino acids. The record is from RefSeq and is a predicted model, not a curated record. Gene Ontology annotation, molecular function: protein binding. The transcript is spliced from 4 exons. NCBI's taxonomy places the organism in Eukaryota, Viridiplantae, Streptophyta, Magnoliopsida, Zingiberales, Zingiberaceae. Gene Ontology annotation, biological process: regulation of jasmonic acid mediated signaling pathway; regulation of salicylic acid mediated signaling pathway; systemic acquired resistance, salicylic acid mediated signaling pathway.
UUGCCCAGACCAAUCCGCAACAUUUACCACAAAUGGAUUCAUCCUCCUAAAUCUGGCAUCAGUUUCCGCCCCCAAUCUGCAGAUCUCACUUCUGAUUGCUCUCGCGCAGGAGUUGGUGUCGCUUCCUGUUUCCGUCAAGAUUCUCUGGGUUGCUGUUUGAUUUUGUUGGAAUUGGGGAUUUAGUCAUUUUGAAUCUCCGAGUUCUUUGGGUUCUGGUGAAAUUUCCAUCAGAAGUUUGUUUUUUGAUUGAGAUUUGGGGGUUUAUCAAAGCUAUUUUCGAUGAAUUCCUUCUCUGAGCAGCGUAUGUGAAGAAAUUGGGGGGAAGAGUUUGAUUUGAGGUUUUGGAUCGCUGGUCUUCGAAGAAAAAAGUGUUUUUGGAAGGUCAAGGAGGAAGCUUUCUUGUCUUCUACGCCAUGCUCAACAUCACCGAACCAUCGUCUUCCAUUAGCCUAGCCUCUUCCUAUCUCUCCAAUGGCUCAAGCGCGUACCAUGCUCCUGUCUCCGCCCCGAGCUCUCACGCGCGGUCCCCGGCGCCGGAGUGCGGGACCAACCUCGAGGUCUUGAGCCUCAGCAAGCUGAGCUCCAACCUGGGAUGCCUGCUCCUCGAUACGGAGUUUGACUGCACCGACGCUGAGAUCAUGGUGGAAGGGACCCCCGUCGGCGUCCACCGCUGCAUCCUGGCGGCCAGGAGCCGAUUCUUCCGUGAUCUCUUCUCGCAGGAAGGAAGCGGAGGGGGGUCUCGGCCAGAGGGAAAGCCGACGUACGAGAUGGACAAGCUGGUUCCUAGUGGCCGGGUUGGCCGCGAGGCCUUCACGGCCUUCUUGAGCUAUCUUUACACUGGCAAGUUGAAGUCGGCGCCUCCGGAGGUGUCGAUUUGCGUCGACAGGCUCUGCCCCCACGAUACUUGCCGGCCGGCCAUUGACUGCGCCGUCGAGCUCUUGUACGCGUCUUCGGUCUUUCAGAUUACAGAGCUUGUCUCGCUUUUACAGCGUCGACUUCUGAAUUUUGUGGAGAAAGCUUUAGUGGAAGAUGUUAUCCCUAUCCUCCAGGUUGCUUCACACUCAAAGCUCAACCAGUUGCUCUCUAAUUGUGUCCAAAGAGUAGCUAGGUCAGAUCUUGAUGAUGUUGCUAUUGAGAAGGAGCUCCCACCAGAAGUAGUUGAGGAAAUCAGGACAUUGCGCCGAAAAUCACAACCCAAGGAAUCUAAUGGUGUUGCAGACCCUAUACAUGAGAAAAGAAUUAAAACAAUCCACAGGGCCCUCGACUGUGAUGAUGUUGAGCUUGUAAAGUUGCUCCUGAGUGAAUCUGGAGUUACUCUAGAUGAUGCUUGUGCUUUACAUUAUGCAGCUGCUUACUGUGAUUCCAAAGUUGUCGCCGAGCUGUUAGACCUCAAUUCAGCCAAUGUAAAUUUAAAGAACGACAGAGGAUAUACACCACUUCAUGUAGCUGCCAUGAGAAGAGAGCCAGCAGUAAUUGUCUCACUUCUUACCAAAGGAGCCUCUGCAUUGGACACAACUGCUGAUGGCGAAAAUGCUGUUACGAUAUGUAGAAGAUUAACGAGGGCAAAAGACUAUUAUACAAGGACAGAGCAAGGUCAGGAGUCAAAUAAAAACAAGUUGUGCAUUGAAAUUCUAGAGAGAGAGAUGAGGAGUUCUAUUGCUGUUGAAGACUCUGUCACUUCACCAUUGUUCGCUGAUGAUACACACAUGAAGCUAUUUUAUCUGGAAAAUAGAGUUGCAUUUGCGAGAUUGUUCUUUCCUGCUGAAGCCAAGCUAGCCAUGGAAAUAGCACAUGCAGAUACGACUUCGGAAUUCACUGAUCUUCCUGCAUCUAGAAGUGCUGGUAACCUCAGGGAAGUUGACCUGAAUGAGACACCCGUAGUGCAGAAAAAGAGGCUUCGGGCUAGGGUCGAAGCCUUGACAAAAACUGUUGAGCUUGGUCGGCGCUAUUUCCCCCAUUGUUCCCAAGUGUUAGAUAACUUCCUCGAGGAAAACUUGCCUGAACCCUUCUACCUACAGAAGGGCACCCCUGACGAGCAGAAGUUGAAAAAAUUGCGAUUUUGCGAGCUCAAGGAGAAUGUUAGAAAUGCAUUCAACAAGGACAAGGUAGAAAGUUUGUUCUCAGGUUUAUCGUCCUCGUCUUCAUCCUCUCCAGCCGGCGAAGGUAACCAUCAGAGGCUUGUAAGAAAUUGAAGCCAUAAAAGUUUUUUUCCUUGAUGUAUAUUAACAAUAGAUGUUUAGAGAAAUAGAUAGGUAGAAUUGUUCUAAACUAUCAGAAAGUAUGUUGUUUUCUGGCAUCUCUGAAAGUCUCUUCAGCAACUAUCAAUCUGCCUAUUUUUGGUGUAAAAUAAUGUACCUGAAUCAAUAAGUUGCACAACUAUUAGCAUUCAUCAGUUUGAGAUUAACAAUUCCCACAAGUGUGUGAAUGUUAGUCCAUCUGAAUGUUUUCACUUUGAUGUUUCUGCAACUUUAAUCACUGUAUUUGUAACAUUCAUUCUGAACUUAUUGCUUAAAAAAACACAUUUGUUUUGUUUUAA